AUGUUCAGCGGUGGACUCGAACAGGCAGAAGUCGUGACGAUGACGAUGACGAUGGCAAUUACGCCGGCGAUGAUGUUGAUGACCUUGGCGUGGUCCCUGUGGACGCGGGCGGCGCGCGCGGUGAGCGAGUGCAGGUCGGUGCCCCUCGCCUUGUCGCCCGCCAGCACGGCCCACCCGAAGGCCGUGCCCCCGCACACGCCCGCCCCGCUGUCGCCCAGCAGCGCCGCGAUCCACAGCUCCUGCCGCCCGCGUUACCAAAACGAACACUGUUCG
Iphiclides podalirius (scarce swallowtail) is the source of this 273-nucleotide messenger RNA. NCBI's taxonomy places the organism in Eukaryota, Metazoa, Arthropoda, Insecta, Lepidoptera, Papilionidae. The record is from the annotation of a GenBank genome assembly.